This is a messenger RNA of Symbiodinium natans, 4200 nucleotides long. Lineage: Eukaryota; Dinophyceae; Suessiales; Symbiodiniaceae. The record is from the annotation of a GenBank genome assembly.
AUGGCAGAGGAGCAGCCUGACUUCAAGGUGGGCGCCAAGGGCAAGUCGGCCGUCAAAGACACCUUUUUGGACACGAAGUUCCGGGGCGGAAAAGUGGACAACUACUUCAAGGUGUCCCAGCGUGGCUCGAACCUCACGACGGAGAUCCGUGCUGGCGUAACAACCUUCCUCACCGCGGCCUACAUCAUGGCCGUCAACCCGAACAUCAUCAGCACCACGGGCCUGAAUUUCGAGGGCCUCGUCUUCGCUACGGCCAUGUCGAGCUGCAUUGCGACGCUGAUCAUGGCGCUUUGGGCGAACUUGCCCUUUGGUCUGUGGCCCGGCAUGGGCAUGAACGCCUACUUCGCCUACACCAUCGUGGGCUUCAAGGGAACGCAGACUGCCGUGAAAAAAGUGAUGAUGGCCGUAACGAUUGAGGGCGUGAUCUUCAUCAUCAUGUCUGCCCUUGACCUCAGGCGCUACGUCUUCAAGGUCUUCCCCACAUGGAUGAUGAAGGCCACCAUGGCGGGCAUCGGCUUGUUCUUGGCCCACAUCGGACUGCAAGCGGGCAACGGCAUCGACAUCGUCAGGGACCACCCGGCAGUGCUGGUGGACCUCGUGACCCUGACUGGCGAGCACUUUGCGCGCACCUGGAUUGGAAUCGCGUUCUUCUGCGUCAUGGCCCUGUUGAUUCUUCUGCGCGUGAAGGGUGCCGUGAUGAUUGCCAUCAUCCUCAGCGCAGUCCUCUGCUGGAUCUUGGAUGCAGCAGCGGUGGAGCAGUUCUCGUACAAGCCCAUGUGCUGCCUUGGCAGCGUUUCCUAUCCGGAGCCGGCUGCAGGAGGUGUGGAGUGGUAUCCCAAGCCCGGAGGCGGCUACUACCCAAAACCUACGUGCAACAACCCCUUCACUGUGCCCGGAGAAGGGAAGUUGACGGUGACGGACAAUGUCCGCACUUACACCUUUGAGUCCACUGCCUCUGUGUCCCACACCGGCGGGGUCUUUACCAUCACGAACGGCGGCACUAGCCAGACCCACAGCGGCAGCCUCUACUGGCAGGGCAUUGCAGCAGGCCGCGACUCUACCUUCAAGGGUGGCUGCCAAGACUCAUGCAUGCACAUGCUGGGCGGCUUCGACCCAAUGUGCUUCGGGGCCGUGCUCGUGGAGACGGGUUGCUGGACUGGCAUGUCCUACCAGGACCGCGCCACCGAAAGCCUGCUGGUCGAUGGAUUUGGAGAAGGUUGCCUGGGCGGGGCUGGUCGCAUCCCGAAGACGUUCAGUGCCCCAAGUGCCAUUGCCUCCGUUCCGCUCGUGGACAUCGCGGGGGAGUUGGUGCCUCCCUUCGCUGGAUGGGCCGGCUGCGACGCAAAUGGCACCAAUUGCGUGAACGGCGACGUCUCCGGCGGCACGAUUCUGGCGUGGGACACGUCCGGGUUUGGCGACUGGGCCGGCUUCUGGAACCCGUUGCUCACCCUCCUCUACAUCGACUUCAUCGGGACCAUGGGCUUCCUGUACGCCGCAGCAGACCUCAGCGGGCUGGUCGACCCGUCGAAGCCGGAGACCUUUCCCGGCUGCUUCGCCGCCUUCAUGGCGGAUGCCGUGGGAACCUUUGUGGGUGGCUUCCUGGGCACCAGCUCUGUCACGACGUACGGCGAAUCCAUGGCCGGCGUGUACGAGGGUGGCCGCACCGGCCUCACUGCGCUUACCAUUGCCUUCCUGAACUUCAUUUGCAUCUUCCUGACGCCCUUGCUCUCCUCAAUCCCCACGCUCUCCACUGGACCUGCAUUGGUUAUGGUGGGCGUCUUCAUGAUCGAGGGCGUGAAGGACAUUGAAUGGGGCGACUACAUGCAGGCCGUCCCGUCCACGGUCUGCAUCCUGCUGCAGAUCACCACGUACAAGAUCGAGGUCGGUGUUCUGGGGGCCUUGAUGGUGUGGACCUUCCUCAUGAUCUUCUCUGGGCGCAUCUUGCUGUACAUCCCCGGAGUUUGGGCUAAGCUGCACCCCAGAGUGCAGCGCUUCGUGUCAUCGCAGGUGGGAGACAAGGAGUUCAUGGAUCGACUGAGACAGGUCGGCGCGAUCCCCGCGGAAGCCGACGAGCCGACGAAGGAAGAGGCUGCCACCAAGGGUUCGCCCCGGCAUGGGGUUCUGGGGCCCCUUACAGAGAAGAAAACGGCACCCAGGCAGGUUUUUCUGGGAUGGAUUGCAGACACUGUUCCAUGGGACAUGCUGUUGAAACUUAUGGUUCUGGAGGAACACCUCAGCACUGACACCUCGGCUUCGAUCAGCAAGAACAGGAUUCUGCUGGCGGCCGAGAGUGACUUGAUGAAGUGGUCCAGUGCUCGGGAGUCGGGUGGGGUGCAUUCGAACCUGGUUGAUGUUGACAGAGUCACAGGCACGCACCAGGGCGUCUUGAAGAGGCCUCGCAGCUGCGCGGGCGACGCGGGGGUGGAGGCGCACAUGCUCCUCUCGACGGCUACAGACCUGGGUGGUUUCCGAGAGUUUCUCCACUGCCAGCACUCCGACAUCUUCCAGGAGUUCUUCCAGUUGGUGGCUCGGAAACCUUGGGAGGAGGUGGAAGUGUUUCAACUUGCGUACAAUCUCCACAACAAGCUGGACUUGUCCCUACCUGGGGCCCAGGAUCUCCAAGCAGAGCUUCCGUGGCACACCACGAUUCAGAUCUCGGCUGGCGUGGAUGACUGGAUGACCCGACAGGUGAUGUUGCUGGCACAUCUCUUCGGCGUGGAGACAUCGUCGAGGAGCAGCUUUUCAGACUUUCUCGAGCAGCAGGGCCGUGCAGGUGCCUGGCAGCCCCUUGACUGCCCUUACGGCUUCAUUGCGUUGGAGUAUGCCAUCCUCACUGGUUUUCAGUUGAUGGGCAACGAUGACCUCCGCAAUGAGAUCACCAGCGCCAUGACCGCCUCCAUCGAGGUCCUCCUGCAUGCACCCUACUAUACCUACGACUUCUUCGAAAGCUCCUUGUGGAACAUCUCCCUGUAUGACAUGGCGGUCAACUUGGACCAGCCGCACCACUACACCUCCUUCGAAGAUUACGUGAUGCGGCGCCCGCUCCCGCCGCCUCGGCUGUGGCCCUGGCAUGCGGAUGGCCAGGCAGCGCGCCCCUCCGGCCAGGGCCUCGCUGCGGCGGCCGUGCGGUUGCAGAGCCGCCUGCGGAUCGCCAUGCUCCAGCUCCAUGACGGGACGGCCUUGGAGCUCUGGGCCAGUGCUCAGGCGGCACUCCGAACCCUCGCGGGGCUCCAAAGUCCGAGCUGGGCCGCCGAGGCAGCCCUCGACUUGGAGUUGUACUUCACCCAGGUGAAGGCCAUCAAGGGAACCGAGGUGGGAAGCUGGCUCGCGGAACGGGUGCGGGCGGACUUCGCCAGCCUGAAGCGCAUGGUCGUGGAGUUGAAGGAGGGGUCCACGAGCGUGGGGGCGGUCGGUGAGGCCUGGCUCCCGCGCAUCGCUCCGGGCCUCUGGGAAGCGGAUCUGGUGCUCUGCAGUGAGCCGCUGUGGCUUUGCCCUUUCGUGCGGCCCAGGCAUGGGAGAGCCAUGGUCGGGAUCCUCCACAUGGCGCUCCUCAACGAGUUCCCCCGAGCUGACGAGGAAAAUCUGCGUGUUAUCUGGCAGGGCUUCAAGGAGAUGAUGGAGGCCAAGAGGAUGUACCUCUCCAUCAGCUGCCGCAUCACGGCAGAGCAGGUGGCCUACCAAACCGGAUGGCGCCUGCCCUACGUGCCCUUCGUGGGGCUGGGGAUUCGAGCGAGGUACCAUCCGGCGGAAGCCCGCCAGGCCUUGCUCUUCCGGAACAACCGGCAGAAUAUGCUAGCUUUCCGGACGGCCCUGCGGAUGUUCCUGGACGAGGUGGCUUCGGAGAGCCCUGUGGAGGUCGUGGACAUGAACAACGCCCCGCGCGUGUACACGUUCGAGGAGAUCGCGGCUUUCCACGCCGUCAUCUUCCUGCCCCACGGGCCCAGCGCCCUGCGCCUCACGGACGUCUACGCGGCGGGCAUCCCGUCGCUGGUCCCCGAGGAGCCCUUGAUCCACAAGUUCGUGUGGAGCAGCCGCACAUUCGGAGGGUAUGACGCCGAAGCGCACUGCCUCAGCGUGGCGCCGACAGAGUUGCGUCGUGGAGGUCCGGAGGAGCCGUUUGCCUACCACCCCACGAACUACUUGCAGUCAUGGUCGAUUCACCGCUUCAUCGACGACCGCCGCUACUGGUAUCGCUACACG